UUUUAUCUCUCGAAGUAAAAAAAUCUGACGAAAAGGAAACUCCUCUGUCUGCUGAAAAUAAGGAAGGAGCGGCGAGUCCUCAAUCAUGUCCAUCAGAAAAAGCGUUUUAUUUUAGUUUACUGGUUCCCAAUCCGAGUGGUUCGCUAACCAUUUUGCGAGGUUAUUUGCGUAAUGAAAAAUCCGGUCGGCAAGUAUUAAUAAAAGCCCUAGAACUUACCAAAUUAGAUAUAAGUUUUGCUGAUAUUGAUAAGGAAACUGCUAACCAAGCGCGAUUAUUAGGAAGAAUAUUUACUGAUUUUAAAACGGGAGAAGACAGUGACAACCCCGAAUUAUUGACUUUUAAAAUUGCUGAUUCCCGAGAAGGUAAUGCUUUCUUUUGUCGCACCCAAGGGGAAUUGGCUUCCGAAGUCAGUAGUAAGUUGCAAAAAGGUGACAUUAUUUUGCUCGAAGGAUUUUUGCAAACCAAAAAGUUAGUGGAAGGAGAAAAUAUUUCCCGUAUUUCUUCGAUUAUUUGUCAAGCCUUUACUUUGUUGGAUAGUGACUCCGUAAAUAUUUUUAAUCCCUUGGAUAAAUUAAACCGCGUAGCCAAAGAAGCGGGUAUUGAGUAUAUUGAUUAUAAAGAUACUGCUACUUUACGCAAGUUUAUUAAUCGCCAAGGACGAAUUACCCAACGCACUUAUACGCAAUUAACUGCUAAAAACCAGCGACGAGUAGCCCAAGCCAUUAAAAGAGCCCGCCAAAUGGCCCUUUUGCCUUAUAUGAUAGAAGCAGUGUUGUUGGCUAAUGAAAAAAAUCUGGCUUGGUUAACCAAGCAAAAAAAGAAAGAAGGAGAAAAAAACCUAUUAUUAGCAGCCCAAGCCCAAACAAUAUAUCAAAAAAUUAAUAAUUUCACCUUGGCUUUUACGCUGAAAAAAGACGAAAAUAAUAAGCCGUUCGGUUCUGUAGGCUUUAAAGAGAUUUUAACGGAGUUAGAAAAAAUUGGAUUUCCUUGUGAGAAAACCCGUCGCUCCACCAGAAAAAGAAGAAGCAGCAUAAUUAAAGGCACCGCAGUUAGACCCCGUGUAGUUUUAAGUGAGUCUAAUCGUUAUUUACGAGUUCAGGCCAUAGACGACACAAUUGGCAAUACUCUUUGCUCUUCUUCCACAGCCGAUUUGGGCGAAGAAAUUACUAAUUAUUCACGCAAAAAUAAAAAUUAUGCUCAGCAACUAGGAAAAACUUUUGCCGAGCAACUAAAAAAAUCGGGUAAAGAAAAUAUUGUCUUUGACCGCAAUGCUCGUCCUUAUCAUGAAAAAAGACCUCCUCGUUCCUCUUUACAAAGCGAAACCUUAGAAACCAAAAGAGUAGUAAAAGUAACCAAAGGUGGUCGUCGAUUCAGUUUUACUGUUUUAACUUUAGUAAAAGACGAAAACAAAAAAGCCGUGGCUUUUGCCCACACGGGCGGUAAAGAAAUGAUUAUUGCUCUGCGUAAAUCUUCCCGCCAGGCUCAAAAAAAAUUAAUAACUUAUUUUUCUGUUCCGCCGCGCACUAUUUCCCGAGAUAUAAUGGUUAACUAUAAAGCCACUAAAAUCUUUUUAAAACCGGCGGCACCAGGCAGUGGCAUUAAAGCCGGCGGAGUGCUGAAUAAAUUAUUUAAAUACUUAGAAAUUAAAGACGUCAGUGCCAAAAUAAUUGGUUCCCGGAGCAAUAAACUAAAUGUUAUUCGAGCCGCUUUUUUGGCGUUGGAUAAAUUAACUGGAAAAAAAACUAAACGAGUAGGGCGGGGCAUUGGUUCGGGUCGUGGCAAAACAGCAGGACGAGGGACCAAAGGACAAGGAGCCCGCAAAAGUGGUAAUAUCCACCCCGGUUUUGAAGGAGGACAGACCCCCGUUUUUCGGCGUUUUCCCAAGCGGGGCGGAGGCUUUAAAAACAAAAAAACCUUUUAUCAGAUAAUUAAUUUAGGAAAAUUAGAACAAAACCCCCAGAUAACUGACGGACAAGUAAUCGAUUUUUCCCAGAAAAAAUUGCCCGUUAAAGUUUUGGGAGAAGGAGAGUUUACUAAAAAAUUAGUUAUUAAAGCUGCCGCUUUUUCCCAAGCCGCCCAAGACAAAAUUAGCCAAAGAGGCGGCGAGUUCACCAUAAUAAAACGCACCGCUUAA
Messenger RNA from Ambispora gerdemannii, 2135 nucleotides. NCBI's taxonomy places the organism in Eukaryota, Fungi, Glomeromycota, Glomeromycetes, Archaeosporales, Ambisporaceae. The record is from the annotation of a GenBank genome assembly.